AUGAAGUCCGAAUGUCGAGGAAGAAUCGACGCAAAUCGGGUACGAAAUCUUACAGAAUUGACAAAGGUGUUUCGGGAAAACAAAUGGGUUAGCCAGCCACACGUUGCGUUGCGGCUUGUGGCCUCCGUUGAGGAGUGUCUCAUUUUGGCCUACAAUUGGAGAACAGAAAACGACAAACAUCUCAAGGCUGCGACCGAGAUCUUGUAUGAUGCCGCGCUUAUCAGCAUUGAAAGAGUGAAGAACAAAGCUGUACUUGGCGACGGAUUGUUGUCAAUUCUUGUGAACUUGGUGUGCAUGUUUGUCGAUAUCAAGGAGCGGGAUAGAACAUACUUUGUGUUGAAUAGACUUCUUGGGCUUUCUCAGAACAGAAAUUUGUUCGCUUUGCUGGUAACAAAAAACCAGAGGGUGGUGUUGGUGGCAGAUCUUGUUAUCUUCAACAUCGACUUAAUCCACUGCUAUUGUUGCAAACACAAUCCCUCUGCGUUGCAAACGGUGCUGCGUUCUGUUCUAUUCUGUUUGGGCAUUUUCGCUGAUUCAGAGGCUCUUGAUCAUUUCCACUCCCUCACUUGGUGA
Molecule: messenger RNA, 573 nt
Organism: Australozyma saopauloensis
Lineage: Eukaryota; Fungi; Ascomycota; Pichiomycetes; Serinales; Metschnikowiaceae
Exons: 1
Coding region: 1-573 (190 amino acids)
Source: RefSeq, a predicted model, not a curated record